AUGGCUUUAUUGGACAGCAGAACUCCGCGAGCAUCAACCGGAAAAAUGGCCUCAAUGGGGUAUAAAGCUGAUGAAAGUACUGGAAUGGUGCUGCUGACUGGGAAUUCACAUCCAGAGCUGGCGAGAACUGUUUCCGACCGACUCGGAAUAAAACUCGGUGACGCGGUUGUCUACAAUAAAACAAACAGAGAAACUUCAGUGGACAUCCGGCAAUCAGUUCGUGGAAAGCAUGUGUUCAUUCUGCAAUCAGCGUCCAAAAACGUGAACAAUGAUGUGAUGGAGUUGUUGAUUAUCAUUUAUGCGUGUAAAACCUCAAUGGCAAAGAAAAUCACCGUUAUUAUGCCCUAUCUACCGUAUUCAAAGCAAUGUCGAAUGCUGCGUCGGUCAUCAAUUCCAAUGAAGCUCAUUGCUGAGCUCAUUUGCAAGUCGGGAGCUGAUCGUCUUGUUUCAUUGGAUUUGUAUAAGAAAGAGAUUCAAGGAUUCUUUUCAAUUCCAGUCGACAAUCUCCGAGCGUCACCCUUUCUUUUACAGUAUAUCAGAGAAAAUGUUUCCGAUCUCCGAAAUGCGGUAAUUGUCGCGAAAAGUCCAGGAGUUAUGAACAAAGCAACAUCUUAUGCAGAAAGACUUCGUUUAGGAGUGGCAGUGAUUCAUGGAGAGCAAAAAGAUGAUGGUGAAUCGGGACAAGAAGAUGGACGACAAAGUCCUCCACCAAAUUAUGCAGCUUUCGAAUUGUUUCCAUCACAAAUGACAAAAGAGAAGCCACCAUUGACAGUGGUUGGAGAUGUUGGUGGAAGGAUUGCAAUCAUGGUGGAUGAUAUCAUUGAUGAUGCGCAAUCGUUCGUCGCUGCUGCCAAGGUUCUGAAGGAACGAGGAGCCUAUAAGAUUUUCGUUGUUGCUACUCACGGCCUCCUCUCCACCGAAGCACCCGACUUGAUUGAGAACUCGCCGAUUACACAAGUUAUCGUCACAAAUACGGUUCCUCACGAAAUGCAAAAGAUGAGAUGUCAUAAAAUCAAAACCGUCGAUAUCUCGCUGAUGUUGUGUGAGGCGGUGAGACGCAUCUAUUACGAUGAGUCAAUGGCGCAGUUGUUCAGAGAUAUCACUUUGGACGAU
Messenger RNA from Mesorhabditis belari, 1113 nucleotides. The record is from the annotation of a GenBank genome assembly. Lineage: Eukaryota; Metazoa; Nematoda; Chromadorea; Rhabditida; Rhabditidae.